AACCCUCCAGCCAGGACCAGCAGCAGCCGCCUCCGUCCCUGGAUCUCCUUGCCUCUUUCUCCGCCGCCGAAGCGCCUGACCCGGGAGGAGGGAGAACCAAUGCGGCAUUUCCUGGCUGGCCGGCCGCCCCUCCUGCCGCCGCCGCGAGGGGCGAGCAGGAGGCAGCGGCGGCGCUCGCACUGCAGCUUCCGGCCGGGCUCUUGCAGCAGGCAGCAGCCAGGAGGAGCCGGAGCCGCCGCUGGGGAGCCAGGCUGCCCGAGAAGGGCCCCAGAGCGCAUGGAGAAGCCGCCGCGGAGGGCCCGGCGCGCCGGAGAUGGAGACGCCGCCGUCGGCUGCAGCGCGCUCCUCCUCUCGCUACUGCUCCUUCUCCUUCUUCUGCUGGGUUGUGGGGCGGCGGCGGCCGCCCAGGAGCUGAAUCCCCGCGGGAGGAACGUGUGCCCGGCGCCGGGCUCUGCUGGAUUCGUCUGCUGCUCAGGAUGGAGGCAACAGGGCGAGGAAUGUUUGAUAGCUGUGUGCGAGGGAAACUUCACCUGCAAGGACAAUGAGGUCUGUGUGAGGCCCAACGAAUGCCGCUGCCGCCAUGGUUACUUUGGUGCCAACUGUGAAACCAAGUGUCCCCGCCAGUUCUGGGGCCCCGACUGCAAGGAGAUGUGCCAGUGCCACCCCAACGGGCAAUGUGAGGAUGUGACGGGCCAGUGCACCUGCAACGCCAACCGCUGGGGGCCCAAGUGCGAGAACGCCUGCCUGUGCAAGCAUGGCAAGUGCGACCAGAAGACCGGCAAAUGCACCUGCGAGCCCAACUGGUGGGGCCCCCAGUGCUCCAGCGCCUGCUACUGCAGCCUCAACUCCCAGUGCGACCAGCAGGUGGGCACCUGCAUCUGCCAGCCGGGCUGGUGGGGCCGCAGCUGCAACAACCAGUGCUCCUGCAACAACUCACCCUGUGAGCAGUUCACGGGCCGCUGCCAGUGCCGGGGGCGCACCUUCGGCCCCCGCUGCGACCGCUACUGCCAGUGCCACAUGGGCAAGUGCAACCAGCUGGACGGGACCUGCACCUGCGAGCCAGGAUACCGAGGGAAGUUCUGCAGGGAGCCCUGCCCGGCCGGAUUAUACGGGCAAGGCUGCCGGAGGAGGUGUGGGCAAUGCAAGGAGCUUCAGCCCUGCACCAUUGCGGACGGGCGCUGCCUGGCAUGCGAAGCUGGCUGGAACGGCACCAAGUGCGACCAGAUCUGCUCGGCAGGCUUCUACGGGGAGGGCUGUGACCAAACCUGCCCUCCCUGCAAGGACGGCCACACCUGCAACCACAUCAACGGCAAGUGUUCCCACUGCAAUCCUGGCUGGAUCGGGGACAGGUGUGAGACGAAGUGUCGCAAUGGGACCUACGGUGAGAACUGUGCCUUUGUCUGCAACGACUGUUUCAAUGGCACCUGCGACUUCGAGUCCGGGCGCUGCCUCUGCCGGCCAGGCUUCCAAGGAAUUUGGUGUAACGUGACGUGCCAAACUGGUCACUACGGGGUGAACUGUUCAGAAUCCUGCAAGUGCCACGAAGAUUCUUGCGACCCACUGACCGGAUCUUGCCACAUGGAGGCUAACCAGCGGAUGGGCGUCAUUGGAGCCGGUGCCCUCUUGGCCUUCCUCCUCCUCCUCCUCCUCUCCCUCCUGUGUUGCUGCUGCGUUUGCCGCAAGAAAGACCACUCCCGGGAUUCAAACCAGGACCCACCCCACAAGAAAUCCCCAAGGCGUCUUUGUGGGAGGUUCAGCCGCAUCAGCAUGAAACUUCCACGCAUCCCUCUUCGCCGCCAGAAGCUGCCAAAGGUUGUAGUGGCUCAUCAUGACCUGGAGAACACCAUGAACUGCAGCUUCAUUGAGCCCCCAUCAGUGGUAGAGCAGCCGUCACCUUCGUGGUCCUCCCGGGGCUCCUUCUCGUCCUUCGACACUACGGAUGAGGGUCCCGUCUACUGUGUGCCACACGAAGAGAGUGUGAGCGACAGCAAGGACAGAGUUUCCGCUCCCUGCAACCCAGUGGAGAAGGUGGCACCGCCCAUCAGCGAGGAGGAAGCCGGAGAGUACACUGUCUUGAAAGAGAGCCCCUCCAUCCCAGCGGACAGCAGCGAGACGCCCUUGCUCAAAUCCUCUGACAGCGAGCGCUCCUCUUCCGGGUCUGGCUCGGUCAGCGGGGCCCUCUACGCCCGGAUCGCUCGCCUCUCCAAGCAGUCCAGAGACGAGGAUGACAACGCGGGUGCCGCCAAGCCCCCGUCGCCGGAGAGAGCCAAGCCCCCUCCGCCGGACCCCUCGACGAAGCCCAAAGUCUCUUGGAUACACAGCAAGUACAGCUCCAACCAGUCCAACUCCCUGCCCGCCAUCGGGAUGGCUGACCUGAUGGAGCACAAACAGGGCUUGGCAAAGAGAAAGAGGAGCCCCAGCGAGACGUCAGCCGGGGUCCAUGGCAAGGUGCCUGCCGCCAGGGGCAAAGAGAAAGCCCCGAAGCACCCGAGGGAGCUGAGCUCCCCCGAAGGCAAGGCCCUCUCCCUCUCUGGGGAGCAGCUGUCCCCGUCCAAGCUCAAGCAGAGGCACAAGGCCAGCGCAGAGCAGAUGGAGAACAUCAAUGGAGCUGUCCAGAACGUGAUCAAGAAGAUGGGCAGUUACCCUCCGGACCGGAAAGGGAGCGAUGCCCCCAAAAGCCCCAGCCACAGCAAACUACGCUCCGAAGUCAUUCACCCCCACCUGUCUUCAGAGGCGGCCACACUGCUGGCAGCACAGCUUAAGGAAAAGACUCAGAGCCUAAACCGGGGUGAUGGGGGCACACGGCAGAACGGGGUAAGCCCCCUGCCGGCCCAGAGGGAGAAGCCCACCCCACCGCAGAAGGCCAAGCGCUCCGUGGCCGCCGGCAGCCAGAAGUCCAGCAAGCCCGUCCUGCCGACCUCCCCAAACUUGCAGAAACUGAUCAGCCCCGUGGCGGAGGCGCCAGCCGGCGAGCCCAGAAAGGCGGAAAAGCCCAGCUCCGGUGGCAGCCAAGAGCCAACGACGCCUGUGGCCGGGGACCAGGUGGUCAAGAAAACACCCAUCAAAAAGCCCCCCAGGAAGAAGAGCAGAGAAGCCGCCAUGGAGCAGCAGCCCAAAGCGGCCACCACGUCACCUCAAACCGUGCAGUAGAAGUUGGCCACGUUACUAAGAGAGGACUGCACACACACACACAAAAACAAAGGAAGUGAGGAUUGGGGGUUGCGGGGGAAGCACAGAACUUGUCUCGGGGGAAGCCAGGAGACUGGCAAAGACUCUUUUGAGGGUGCCCCCCACCACUGAGACGUGGACCCUAUUGACAACAGAGGCCUUCUCCCUCGCCCCCCACCGACAGCAGAACCAAAGCACUUCUGAUUUUGCUCCCCCCUUUGUGGAGCGGGAAAGGGAUUUUGUGGACCAAGCGCUGGGCGCCUGGGGCUCGGGGAGGGGGAGGGCUUAGCAGGGUGGGUCGGGUGGCUUUUAUUUGUACCAGUAUUAUAAUUGCGUAUGCCAUGCUUCUCUCCCCUAGGGAUUUCCAAGUUGCUAUAACCUGCAUCAAUGGAGUCGCUGGCUUUCAGGUUCUGAGCAUGGUGGUCGCAAAAGGCUAUGGCAUAAGCUCCACGGGGCAGAGACCUUUGCCAAUCUGCUGCCCUGCUUCCCAACGUCCUGGGCUAUCGCUCACAUAAAGCCCCAAGCUAAACAUCCGCCUGAUGCUGGGACUGUGAUGGGCCCAUGCUGACCAGGGCUGGUUGUAGAAUCAUAGAACUGGUGAGCUGGAAAGCACCAAAGCACCUCUCAGUUCAACGCCCUGUGGGAAUCACAGCUAAAGAAUCCCUGACAGAUGGGCAUCCAACCUGUGUUUUAAAAACCUCCAAUGACGAGAGCCCACCACCUUCCGAGGGAGUGCCUUCCAUUGUCAAACAGAUCUCACCGUCAGAAAGUCCUUCUUAAUGCUGAGACAGAAUCUCCUUUCUGGUCAUUAGAAUCCGUUGGUUCAGAUCCUUCUCUCUUGAGCAGAAGAAUACAAGCUUGCUCCCAUCUUCCAUGUGACAACUCUUCAGAUAUUUGAAGAUGGCUCUCAUGUCACCUCCCAGUCUCCUCCAGGCUAAACAUGCCCUUAACUAUUCCUCAUAAGGCUUGGUUUCCAGACCCUCAAUCAUCUUGGCCGCCCACUUCUGCACACAUUCCAGCUUGCCACUCCCUCUUAAACUGUGGUGGACACAGGACUCCGGGUGGGGUCUGACCUAGGCAGAAUAGUGUGGUGCUAUGACUUCCCUUGAUCUCAACCCUGGACUUCUCUUGCCGCAGCCUAGAAUUGCAUUAGCAGCUGAUGGGAGAUACAGGCCGGAGGUGCGCAAGGGGGCAUCAGGUUGGCAAAGGAGGGUGCUCUGUGGGCAUAGAGGCGGGAGGCAACUUUCCUUUCAAGCUGGCCAUGUGUGCAGGCCUCGCACUGGCCUGGAGCUUCAGCACACCCAGUCUUGGGAUAGCAUCCCAGACCUGACUGGGCAUGCCUUCUGCUGGAGCUUUUUCACCCUGUGGUGCCAAUAUGGGCACAUCCUCCCUUGCAGCCGUGCUGCCUCGAGCUGGCUUCGAUGGACGCCCUGCCCCCCCCCCCCCAUUUUGCAUCAGUGGUUCUGGCCGCCAUAAGAGGCCACCUGUCCUGGCUACGACAAGGGCAGUUUGGUACACAAGUCUAGCGUCUCUAUUGAAAGCUUCCUCCAUUAAAAAGAAACGGUGUAUUUCUA
Molecule: messenger RNA, 4742 nt
Organism: Podarcis raffonei (Aeolian wall lizard)
Lineage: Eukaryota; Metazoa; Chordata; Lepidosauria; Squamata; Lacertidae
Gene: SCARF2
Product: scavenger receptor class F member 2
Exons: 11
Coding region: 100-3150 (1016 amino acids)
Molecular function (GO): scavenger receptor activity
Source: RefSeq, a predicted model, not a curated record